Messenger RNA from Episyrphus balteatus (marmalade hoverfly), 1675 nucleotides. RefSeq names its product TBC1 domain family member 31-like. The record is from RefSeq and is a predicted model, not a curated record. NCBI's taxonomy places the organism in Eukaryota, Metazoa, Arthropoda, Insecta, Diptera, Syrphidae. Gene Ontology annotation, cellular component: centrosome. Bases 394 to 1272 code for a protein of 292 amino acids. The transcript is spliced from 3 exons.
CCAUACAAAAUUUUUGAAAACGUGGUUCAAUCAUUACUAGCGCCUGUGGAAGAAAGCGGUAAAUAGAACUCAGUUAGCGUAGCGACAUCUUCCGGCAGAUCGCUUGAACUACCAUUUUUGUGCAUAGAAACUAUGGCCAUCUACAUUUUGUUUGCUGUACAAAUCAGUAGCAUCUGUCUUUUUUGAAGUCUACUUUUUGACGUAUUGGAAGAACGAAGAAUUCUUUCAGUUUUCAGAAAAAAAGUAUGUAUUUUAAAAUGUUUGUGCUAAGAAAAAUGUGCAAUGAAUCAUUAUGGAAAAAGAUGCAAAUUUAUCACCUAUGGAAUCGUGUUGGAUGGAAGAAGGGCCAAAUGCCCCGCAAACUAGACAGCUCCUGGAUCUUUCCCAAAAAUAAUGACAACAUACUUUUUUGCCAGACGAUUGAUAUCGAUAAUAGAGCCCACAGACUGUUUUAGGGUUGCUCUAUCCAAAGAUAAAGAGUUCCUAAGCACGAUAAGGCACACAGGAGAGGGCAACAUUUAUAAUGUUAGCGCAUUGAUUGACUGUCUUAAAUCAGCCCAGAACUGUGUUCAAAUGCUACGCCAAACUGCCGUGUUCCAACCAAAAGCUCUGUCGGUGAAUUGUUUUGACAAUGAAUACGGACACUAUCCAAGUAAAUAUCGGUUGCUCAUUUGGGCUGCUCUCCUCGAUGUACCCUGCAACAAGUCAAAAUUUUCAGAAAUAGUCAAAAUGGGAACUCACUCAACAGCUGUUGCAUUAAAUGCCAGCCUAAAGUUGAAAGAUUCAACAGCCAGGCGUUAUCUCAUAAAAAUUUUCUCAUGUCUUGGUCAUUGGUCGAAGAUCUUUGGCAUAAGUGACUUUGUCCCGGAAUUCAUCUUUCCAUUUGUGAAGAUUUUCUCCAACAGUCUUACUGUUUGCUUUGAAAUUAUUGCUACAAUUCUAACGAAUCAAUGCCAGUUGUGGUUUGAGUUUCAUCCAUUGGAGCCCCAAAACUAUUUGGGAAUGUGUGAAAAUAUCCUAAAUCACUUUGAUCCUCAGUUGGUGAAAUUCUAUUCCAAAACUCAAGUUACAGCGAAAGAAUAUGCUUGGUCGAUUAUAUCAAAUGGAUUCUCUGAGAUUCUAGAUGAAGAGGCAAUGGAAAUCGAGUUAACAUUAGCCGAAGAACACAUCAAAGAUCAGGACUUGGAAUUAAUUUCACAUAAAUAUGAAAUUGAUGAUAUUUUAAGUGAAGCCGAUUACCAACCAAUGAGGAAUAGUUUAGAAAUACGAUAAACAAAAUCAAUGACGGAAAGAAAAAACUUAAGAAUGACUUAGAACUUAUACUUCGAGAUGAUGUAAAAAGUCAAGUAGAUGAUGGAAAGUUAUCGGCUCGUGGUUUAAGUGAAGUGGAAUCUUCAAUUAGAGAUCUAGAACGAGAAUUUCAAUCUGCACUCAAAUGCGAAUCAUAACGAUGGCGCUCCUGAUUUAAAUAUAAUUUUUUUUUAACAUGCAUUUUUUAUUUUAUUUAUAUAUCUUUUAAAUUGUAUAUUUCAAAAAAAUAUUAGAAUACAAAAACAUAUUUUUAAAACAAAGUCAUACAAAAUUUGAGCCCUUAAUUAAAUGCUUUAAAAAUGAUUGAAAUAUUCUAAAAAUUGUAAGUUCCAAUUUAUUAUAUUAACUAACUUUUAUUAAAAAA